Molecule: messenger RNA, 3255 nt
Organism: Orycteropus afer afer
Lineage: Eukaryota; Metazoa; Chordata; Mammalia; Tubulidentata; Orycteropodidae
Gene: GRIK2
Product: glutamate ionotropic receptor kainate type subunit 2
Biological process (GO): synaptic transmission, glutamatergic; modulation of chemical synaptic transmission; monoatomic ion transport
Cellular component (GO): presynaptic membrane; kainate selective glutamate receptor complex; plasma membrane
Molecular function (GO): kainate selective glutamate receptor activity; transmitter-gated monoatomic ion channel activity involved in regulation of postsynaptic membrane potential
Source: RefSeq, a predicted model, not a curated record
GAUGUCCCACCAUUCCUUGCAGUGGAAGGUUGCUCCUUGGCGCAGUGAGUGAAGAACAUGCAGCGAUUGCUAAUGGGUUUGGGAAGCGGAGACUCCUUCCUCUUUCUGUGACCAUGCCUUGAUCGCGUCUGCGGCCACCACUCGACGCAUCCUCAUUCCUGCCCGAACGGGGAGCCUGUCGCUAGACCGGGGAAGUGGGUGCCGCGCGUGUGGGCACAGAAACACCAUGAAGAUUAUUUCCCCGAUUCUAAGUAAUCCAGUCUUCAGUCGCACCAUUAAACUCCUGCUCUGCUUACUGUGGAUUGGAUAUUCUCAAGGAACCACACAUGUAUUAAGAUUUGGUGGUAUUUUUGAAUAUGUGGAAUCUGGCCCAAUGGGAGCUGAGGAACUUGCAUUCAGAUUUGCUGUGAACACAAUCAACAGAAACAGAACUUUGUUGCCCAAUACCACCCUAACCUAUGACACUCAGAAGAUAAACCUCUAUGACAGUUUUGAAGCAUCCAAGAAAGCUUGUGAUCAGCUAUCUCUUGGGGUCGCUGCCAUCUUCGGGCCUUCACACAGCUCUUCUGCAAAUGCAGUGCAGUCCAUCUGUAAUGCUCUGGGCGUUCCCCACAUACAGACACGCUGGAAGCACCAGGUGUCAGACAACAAAGAUUCCUUCUAUGUCAGUCUCUACCCAGACUUCUCUUCACUCAGCCGUGCCAUUUUGGACCUGGUGCAAUUUUUCAAGUGGAAAACUGUCACAGUGGUAUAUGAUGACAGCACUGGCCUCAUUCGUUUACAAGAGCUCAUCAAAGCUCCAUCAAGAUACAAUCUUCGACUUAAAAUCCGUCAGUUGCCUGCUGAUACAAAAGAUGCAAAACCCUUACUAAAAGAGAUGAAAAGAGGCAAAGAAUUCCAUGUAAUCUUUGACUGUAGCCAUGAAAUGGCAGCGGGCAUUUUGAAACAGGCAUUAGCUAUGGGAAUGAUGACAGAAUACUAUCAUUAUAUCUUUACCACUCUGGACCUCUUUGCUCUUGAUGUAGAGCCAUACCGAUACAGUGGUGUUAACAUGACAGGGUUCAGAAUAUUAAAUACAGAAAAUACUCAAGUCUCCUCCAUCAUUGAGAAGUGGUCAAUGGAACGGUUGCAGGCACCUCCAAAACCAGAUUCAGGUUUGCUGGAUGGAUUUAUGACGACUGAUGCAGCUCUAAUGUAUGAUGCUGUGCACGUGGUAUCCGUGGCUGUCCAGCAGUUUCCUCAGAUGACAGUCAGUUCCUUACAAUGUAAUCGACACAAACCUUGGCGCUUUGGGACCCGCUUUAUGAGCCUCAUUAAAGAGGCUCACUGGGAGGGCCUCACAGGCAGAAUAACUUUCAAUAAAACCAACGGCUUACGGACAGAUUUUGAUUUGGAUGUGAUCAGCCUCAAGGAAGAAGGUCUUGAAAAGAUUGGAACUUGGGAUCCAGCCAGCGGCCUGAACAUGACAGAAAGUCAAAAGGGAAAGCCAGCCAACAUCACAGAUUCCUUGUCCAAUCGUUCUUUGAUUGUUACCACCAUUUUAGAAGAACCCUAUGUCCUCUUUAAGAAGUCUGACAAACCUCUCUAUGGGAAUGAUCGAUUUGAGGGCUAUUGCAUUGACCUCCUCAGAGAACUAUCUACAAUCCUUGGCUUUACAUAUGAAAUUAGACUUGUGGAGGAUGGGAAAUACGGAGCCCAGGAUGAUGCCAAUGGACAAUGGAAUGGAAUGGUUCGUGAACUAAUUGAUCAUAAAGCUGACCUUGCAGUUGCUCCAUUGGCUAUUACCUACGUUCGAGAGAAGGUCAUCGACUUUUCCAAGCCCUUUAUGACACUUGGAAUAAGUAUUUUGUACCGCAAGCCCAAUGGUACAAACCCAGGCGUCUUCUCCUUCCUGAAUCCUCUCUCCCCUGAUAUCUGGAUGUAUAUUCUGCUGGCUUACUUGGGUGUCAGUUGUGUGCUCUUUGUCAUAGCCAGGUUUAGUCCCUAUGAGUGGUAUAAUCCACACCCUUGCAACCCUGACUCAGACGUGGUGGAAAACAAUUUUACCUUGCUAAAUAGUUUCUGGUUUGGAGUUGGAGCUCUCAUGCAGCAAGGUUCUGAGCUCAUGCCCAAAGCGCUCUCCACCAGGAUAGUGGGAGGCAUUUGGUGGUUUUUCACACUUAUCAUCAUUUCUUCGUAUACUGCUAACUUAGCCGCCUUUCUGACAGUGGAGCGCAUGGAAUCUCCCAUUGACUCUGCUGAUGAUUUAGCAAAACAAACGAAGAUCGAGUAUGGAGCUGUGGAGGACGGAGCCACCAUGACUUUCUUCAAGAAAUCAAAAAUCUCCACAUAUGACAAAAUGUGGGCUUUUAUGAGUAGCAGGAGGCAGUCAGUGCUCGUCAAAAGUAAUGAAGAAGGCAUCCAGCGAGUCCUCACCUCUGAUUAUGCUUUCCUAAUGGAGUCAACAACUAUAGAGUUUGUCACUCAGCGGAAUUGUAACCUGACACAGAUCGGCGGCCUUAUAGACUCCAAAGGUUAUGGCGUUGGCACCCCCAUGGGUUCUCCAUAUCGAGAUAAAAUCACCAUAGCGAUUCUUCAGCUUCAAGAGGAAGGCAAGCUGCACAUGAUGAAGGAGAAGUGGUGGAGGGGCAACGGUUGUCCAGAGGAGGAAAGCAAAGAGGCCAGUGCCCUGGGGGUUCAAAAUAUUGGUGGCAUCUUCAUUGUUCUGGCGGCCGGCUUGGUGCUCUCGGUUUUUGUGGCAGUGGGAGAGUUUUUAUACAAAUCCAAAAAAAACGCUCAAUUGGAAAAGAGGUCCUUCUGUAGCGCCAUGGUAGAAGAACUGAGGAUGUCCCUGAAGUGCCAGCGUCGGUUAAAACACAAGCCACAGGCCCCAGUUAUUGUGAAAACAGAAGAAGUUAUCAACAUGCACACAUUUAAUGACAGAAGGUUACCAGGUAAAGAAACCAUGGCAUAAAGCUGGGAGGCCAAACACCCAAGCACAAACUGUCGUCUUUUUUCCAAACAAUUUAGCGAGAAUGUUUCCUGUGGAAAUAUGCAAUCUGUGCAAAAUAAAAAUGAGUUACCUCAUGCCGCUGUGUCUAUGAACUAGAGACUUUGUGAUCUAAGCAGUUGCAAUGAUCAGACUUGAUUUACAAGCAUCAUGGAUCAACCAAGUUACACGGGGUUACACUGUUAUCAUGGGUUCCUCCCUUCUUCUGAGUGAAUGUCAUAUGCGCAUUUUGUGGCUGGUUUCCAAUGCAGUCCAGAGAGAAAUUA